AUGCCGGACGACAAGAAGAAGGACGACAAGAAAGCCGAGUCUGCGGAGUCGAAGUCCAAGACUUUGCUUCCGCACAAUAAGCUUGCAGAUGCUGCUGCGGCAUCGAUCCAUCACACAUCGAAGUCUGUUGUAGCAACCCGCGACUUGGAAGAGGCUAUUGAAGUAUGCAGGAAGAAGGUGGAGAAAAUUGCGAAAGAAUGCCGUAUGGCGAACAGGAAAUAUCGGGAUCUUCACUUUGAUUUGAAGAGGGAUGGUAGAUACUGUCUAGACGGCUUGCUUCCUGAGCACAGGUCAGAGUUGAAUCCUGAGGGUACUUUGAGAGUUGCGGAUGUCUUCGAAGAUCCAAAGUUUUUCAAAGAUGGUGUUAGCGCAGGAGAUAUUAGACAAGGAGCUACUGGAGACUGUUGGCUAUUAGCUGCGGUUGCAACUAUCAGUAACGUGCCAGGUCUUAUUGAGAAGAUUUGUGUUGCCCGAGAUGAAGCUGUUGGGAUAUAUGGAUUUAUUUUCAUGCGCGAUGGCGAGUGGAUUUCCACAAUUGUUGACGACCAGCUCUACACAAACAGGCCAGAAUAUCAGGAUGCCGAUAGCUAUACCCAGGCUGUGUGGUCCGGGAAAGAAGAUGUGUACGAGAAGACCUUCAUGAAAGGCUCCAAUGCGUUGGUGUACGCUAGUUGCCAGGACCCUAACGAAACUUGGCUACCACUGCUGGAGAAGGCCUACGCAAAGGCCCAUGGUGACUAUGGUGCAGUAGAAGGUGGAUGGUCUGGCGAGGCCAUUGAAGACCUGACCGGAGGUGUGACGAUUGAAUUCGACACAUGUGAUCUUCUAGAUCGUGAUCGCUUUUGGAAAGAGGACUUGACGCUUGCAAAUAAGGAUUACCUGUUUUCUGGGUACCUCAUGGGCACAGUUGAUCGUUCCGGUAUCCUGGCAGGACAUGCUUACUCAGUUCUCAAAGCCGUCGAAGUUAACGGCCAGCGAUUGGUACUGGUUAGAAAUCCCUGGGGCUGUACUGAAUGGACCGGACCAUGGAGCGACGGAUCGAAAGAAUGGACUCCUGAAUGGAUGAAGCAAUUGGACCAUCGUUUUGGAAACGAUGGUUCAUUUUGGAUGUCUUACAAGGAUUUCCUCUAUAAAUUUGAUCACAUCGACCAAACACGCCUUUUCGACCCGUCCUGGACAGUGACUUCCAGUUGGAUAAAGAUUCCAGUGCCAUGGGCCCAGGUGUACAGUCCCACUAGGUUCGAAGUUACCAUCAAGAAGAAGGGCCCUGUGGUUUUUGUUCUUUCGCAGCUUGAUGAACGUUAUUUCAGAGGCUUGGAAGGCCAGUACGACUUCAAAAUCCACUUCCGAGUCCAUAAAAAGGGAGAGAAAGAGUACAUCACUCGUUCUCGACCCAAUAUCCAUAAGACCAGAAGUGUCAGCGCAGAGCUGGAGCUCGAGCCAGGGAGGUACACGGUCCUAUUUAUGGUUACUGCCACAAAGACACACCGUAAAACAACUCAAGAGGUGAUCAAGGAGACCUGCAAGACCAACAGAAUGAAGUUCUUGCAGAUUGGAAUGUCAUAUGAUUUGGCUCAUGCGAAAGCUGCAGUUGAUCCCAAAGAUAAGAAGGGCGUUGAGGAGGCGGAGGCAUCACAAAAAACGAAGAAAACACCAGAGGUAGCGCAAGAUGAUGGCGAGGGUGUAGGUGAUGUGCCAGGUGAGGGUGCAGGUAUAGGUCACUCCCGGAAAAAGUCACGCGGUGUGCGCGGGGGUAGAGGUGGAGUUCGUGGUGAGGCCAAGGUAAAGGAGGAGAAAGACGAGUGCGAUGAAAAAGAAGAGAAGAAAGACAAAAAAGUCAAGGACAAGAAGGAGAAGAAGGAAGACGACGAGGAAAAGGAAGAAAAGAAGGAUAAAAAGGAUAAGAAAGACAAGAAGGGCAAAAAGGACAAAAAGGAUAAAAAGGACAAGUCUGAAAAGUCUGAAAAGUCUGAAAAAUCGGACAAGAAAGACAAAAAGGUGAAGAAGGAGAAGAAGGACGACGAUAAGUCUGGGUCUGGCUCUGAAUCUGGUUCCGAAUCUGGCUCCGAGUCGUCGUCCUCAGGCUCUUCUGAUUCUUCUUCAUCGUCCUCAUCGUCAGGAUCAUCCUCUUCUUCUUCCUCGUCUUCGUCUAGUUCGUCAGGGUCCUCGUCUGGCUCUUCAUCUGGUUCUGGAUCUGAAUCUGAGACCGAGGAAGCUCCAGCCGAAGCGCCAGUACCGACCGACGCCCAACCCCCCACGGAUGAGGACACUUGGGAUCCUAUUGCUUGUAUUGGUCUUCGCGUUUACUCACAAGACAAAGACACAACUGUAAAGGUUGUUCAUGUUGAGAGUGCCGAUGCUCUCGACCUCGACGACACUUCUCGAGAUGCAGCAGAGGAGUCAUCGGACGAAUCGGACAAGAAAGACAAGAAGAAAAAGGACAAGAAGGACAAGAAGAAGAAGGAUAAGAAGGAGAAGGUCAAGGAUAAGAAAAAGAAGAAGAAGAAGGGUAAGAAAGAAAAGGAUGAAGGAGGAGAGAAGGAAGAGAAGGAAGAGAAGGAAGAGAAGGAAGAGAAGGAAGAGAAGGAAGAGAAGAAGGAUAAGAAGGACAAAAAGGGUAAGAAGGACAAGAAGGACAAGAAGGACAAGAAGGACAAGAAGGACAAGAAGGAUAAAAAAGAUAAAAAGAACGAGAAGGAAGAGAAAGAAGAGGGCGAGAAGGUUAAGGUAGAGAAGGAUGAAGUAGACGCGGCCGUAGAAGACGCGAAAAAGGAUGUAGUUGAAGAAAACGUAGCGAAGGACGCGGUUGUAGAGGACAAAAAAGAGGUUGUCGAAGAAGGAGUGAAGGAACAGGAGGAAAAGAAAACUUUUGCUGAGGCAGCUACAUAG
Molecule: messenger RNA, 2889 nt
Organism: Morchella sextelata
Lineage: Eukaryota; Fungi; Ascomycota; Pezizomycetes; Pezizales; Morchellaceae
Exons: 10
Coding region: 1-2889 (962 amino acids)
Biological process (GO): proteolysis
Cellular component (GO): cytoplasm
Molecular function (GO): calcium-dependent cysteine-type endopeptidase activity
Source: RefSeq, a predicted model, not a curated record